AUGACACCAUGUUGUUGCUCAUUCACUUCAUCAACCUCAAUAUCCAAAUUCAUCUCAGACCAACCACACCUCGCCAUGCUAGAAAACCAAUGCACCAACAUGAAAGACCUCCAGAAAAUCCAUGCCCACCUCAUCAAAACCGGCCUAGUCAAUGACACAGUUGCCGGCAGCCGUGUCUUGGCCUUUUGUGCCUCCCCGGUCGGAAACAUCAACUAUGCCUACGCAGUUUUCCGACAUAUCCACAACCCAAACCUCUUCAUCUGGAACACUAUCAUUCGAGGUUUCUCCAACAGCUCAAACCCUGAAGUUGCCAUUUCUCUUUUCAUUGACAUGUUGGUCACUUCAACUGUCCUGCCACAAAGGUUGACGUACCCUUCAGUUUUCAAGGCUUAUGCUCAAGUGGGGUGUGCCCAUGAUGGAGCUCAGCUUCAUGGGAGAGUUGUAAAGUUGGGUCUUGAAAGUGACCAGUUUAUAAGGAACACCAUCAUACAUAUGUACUCAAACUGUGGCUUCUUGAGUGAAGCAAGGAGAGUGUUUGAUGAAGACUUGGAGUUUGACAUUGUGGCUUGGAAUUCUAUGAUAAUGGGGCUUUCUAAAUGUGGUGAAGUUGGGGAGUCUAGAAGGCUGUUUGAUAAAAUGCCACAAAGGAAUUCGAUUUCGUGGAAUUCGAUGAUUGGUGGAUAUGUUAGGAAUGGAAUGUACACAGAAGCAUUGGAUUUAUUUGGUGAAAUGCAGAAGGAGAAGAUGAAGCCUAGUGAGUUUACAAUGGUGAGCCUGUUGAAUGCUUCAGCUCAAUUAGGAGCAAUUAGUCAAGGGGAGUGGAUUCAUGAAUAUAUAAGGAAAAAUCGUAUUCAACUCAAUGCAAUUGUUGUAACAGCAAUCAUCAAUAUGUAUUGCAAAUGUGGAAGCAUUGAAAAAGCUGUUCGUGUGUUUGAGGCAGCUCCUAUAACAGGGUUAUCUUGUUGGAACUCCAUCAUUAUGGGGUUAGCCACUAAUGGUUGUGAAGAAGAAGCCAUUGAGCUAUUCUCAAGGCUCGAAUCUUCGAGUUUUGUACCCAAUGAUGUCAGUUUUCUUGGUGUUCUAACCGCAUGUAGUCACUCCGGGAUGGUGGAGAAUGCAAGGAAGUAUUUUUCAGUAAUGAUAGAAACAUAUAGGAUUGCACCAUCCAUUAAGCACUACAGUUGCAUGGUUGAUGUUUUAGGCAGAGCCGGACUUCUUGAAGAAGCUGAGAAUAUCAUACACGGUAUGCCAAUAAAAGCCGACGCGAUCAUUUGGGGUUCUUUGCUCUCAUCUUGUAGAAAGCACAGAAACAUGGAGAUGGCUAAGCGGGCAGCAAAGCAUGUGAUUGAGUUGGAUCCGAGUGACAGUUGUGGUUAUGUGUUGAUGUCAAAUCUUUAUGCUGCCUCUAGUCAAUUUCAGGAAGCAAUGCGAGAAAGGCUUUUAAUGAAAGAGCAGAAGAUUGAGAAAGAACCGGGAUGCAGUUUGAUCGAAGUGGAUGGAGAGGUUCAUGAGUUUAUAGCUGGUGGAAGGCUGCAUCAAAAAGCCCCCGAGAUUUAUACACUAUUGAAUGGAUUGGGAUUUAUGUUGCAAGGAAAUGCAACAGAUUAUGAUGAACUUGCUGCCUUUUAA
Molecule: messenger RNA, 1629 nt
Organism: Argentina anserina (silverweed cinquefoil)
Lineage: Eukaryota; Viridiplantae; Streptophyta; Magnoliopsida; Rosales; Rosaceae
Product: pentatricopeptide repeat-containing protein At2g42920, chloroplastic
Exons: 1
Coding region: 1-1629 (542 amino acids)
Molecular function (GO): protein binding
Source: RefSeq, a predicted model, not a curated record